CGACUUACAAUUGAUAGACAUACACAAUGUAUAUCCUUGAGAGACAAACUUGCUUACGGUUAAACGAAAGACACAGUUACUAAUAUAACAGAAGUUAAUCUACCGGAUAUACUUCACCUGCAUUGUAAUGGCCAAGGAAGAGCUUAAGAUUCUCGAAAACAUGAUUGGCGAAGGUAAAUCUGGUCUAGAGUUACACGAAGACUACCCUGCAAUUAUAGUUGUAAUGAGUAUGCUCGCCCUUUUUAGUAUUGCUGGUACCAUUGGAAAUGCUUUAGUGAUAUAUGUGUAUGCACGGAAACGCGAAAAGACAACGACGACCAUUUUUAUCUUGACCUUAGCAGGAACUGAUUUUUUCACAUGCCUUAUAAUCAUUCCAUACACUAUCGUCGUAGAGUAUGUUUCAAAACGAAUCCAUUACGAUACAGCCUGUAAGAUAUACCAGUUCUUAAUAACAUCUAAUGUGCCAUUUUCAGCCUUUAUUAUGGUGGUUAUUGCAUUUGAUCGUUACCUUAAAAUAUGCCGACCUUGGAACCAUACUCUCGAUGUAAAAAUGGCUAAGAAGACUAUAGCUUUUCUCUUACUAUUUGCCGCAGUUUUAGGAAUAAUAACCGCUUUAGUUCACGGUGUUCCUAAUGCAAGCUAUAAGAAAGUGAAUGAAAAUCUAACAAACUCUAAUUCGUCUUUCCUAUCUUCUAAUGGAAAUGUAAAUGCGUUGAAAGACGAGUGGAUACGAACAACUUUUCCUUCUAGUACCAUCAAUAUUACUUUCUCAUCGAUCGAGGAAAAUAACACAUUCAACAAAGAAACACUUGAACGUAUGGAUGCUUCUAAGAUGAAAGGUUUAUGUAUCCCUAACGAGAUAUACAUAAAUAGGAGUGUUCGAAGUGUUUUUCAGAAAUUCUGUGCCUCUCUAUUUUUGGUGUCGGUUAUUUUAGUUUUUAUUCUUUAUAGUCUUGUGUUUCGGUCUUUAGCUGUUCGUCGUUCCAAAAAAUCAAAGAAUAGACUUUUAAAUGGCGGUCAAAAUACAUCACAUCAGACUGUUACAACACACACAUGCGCAGUUACAACAAAACUUACAAUGGCAGAAAACGGAGAAGUUGAAACGGUUCAAAUGCAACCAAUUCCAGAAAAGAAAUCCCGCCAAAAAAGAUCUAAAUCUUUGAAAGAAAAACACAGAGUUGCUAACAUAAAAACAGCAGUCAUUUUAUUUAUAGUAACUGUAGUAUUUAUCAUCGCAUUUUUGCCUGCAUGGUUAAUGGCGAUGCGUGCCGUCGGUGGAAAUAUCAUUUUAUUUUAUAUGCACUUUAGUUAUAACGUUGCAAAUCCUAUCAUCUACGCCUUCUUUAAUCAAAAUUUUAGAAUAGAAAUGAAAAAUGUGUUGAACUGUAGCUAAUUAUUGUCGGUUGUCAAUUUUGACAAUAACAGUAUCUUGGUUUUUUUACUUCUUUAAGUAAUAUUUCAUGUUGCUUGUCUGAUAGAAGACUAAGAACUUCCGAAAGGAGAGAUGUGAUCAGUGGGAGACUAACGGGUCAUACACGUCCUCCAUUGGAAUCAUUCUGCAUGACGUUAACAGAUUCAAAUGUACUUUGUGAAAAAAUAAAGCUUGGAACAUAUAGUCCUGUUGAUGAAAGGAUAUAAACGACAACAUUGUCUCUGCUUAUAUUGACUGUCGUUUGAAGAUAUCUACUGAUAUAAAAAAAAAAAAGCACUUUGUAAGGACGGGAAAGGUUCUAAGGUUAUAUGAUCGAUCUAAAAUUCCUAAGAUUGAGUUGAUACGAAGUUGACAAUGUAAUGCGAUGAGACAAUGUAAUGCG
Molecule: messenger RNA, 1814 nt
Organism: Mytilus trossulus (common blue mussel)
Lineage: Eukaryota; Metazoa; Mollusca; Bivalvia; Mytilida; Mytilidae
Product: alpha-2 adrenergic receptor-like
Exons: 3
Coding region: 128-1393 (421 amino acids)
Biological process (GO): neuropeptide signaling pathway
Cellular component (GO): plasma membrane
Molecular function (GO): neuropeptide receptor activity
Source: RefSeq, a predicted model, not a curated record